UGUAGCUUUGUCUUCCACCGCCGCCCCCUCCCCUGCUGCAAGCCCGUGAACACAUCUGACUCUCUCUUCUCUUGCUCUUUGACUUAUAGCUAGAUGGAUGGGCCGCAGGGCGGCGAUUCGAUGGCGCCGGCGCUCGGCUGCAACAUCAAUCCGGCGGCCGGCCAUAGGCUUCUGAAUCCCCUUUUCGUGUGGAUUUUGUGCCGGACCACAGAUUCAACAUCGCCACCGGCAAUCCAAUCUUAUCUGGUGUGUGUACUACUCCAUCUUGUACUGGAAGAAUCAGGAGCACACCAGCGCCCGAGCAGUAAUGGUGGGAAGCCGUGCGUCUGCUCGUUCAUAUCUCCCAAGAACUUAUCCUCCUCUACCGACGGCGGCUGGGCGGAUUCCGAUAUGGGACUCACGCCGGAGUCGCGAGUAGCUGCUUUAGCUGAAUUCCCCUCCCCCGCCGCCCAGCAUGCUAGAUACAAGGGGGGACGCAGAUGA
Triticum aestivum (bread wheat) is the source of this 483-nucleotide messenger RNA. RefSeq lists its product as uncharacterized. Lineage: Eukaryota; Viridiplantae; Streptophyta; Magnoliopsida; Poales; Poaceae. The transcript has 2 exons. The record is from RefSeq and is a predicted model, not a curated record. The coding region runs from base 94 to 483 and encodes 129 amino acids.